GUGACGUCACACACCGCGACUCCCGAACCGGAGAACGAGAGAAACGGAGACCCGCUGCUCGGAGAGAAACAACCGUAGAGAGAGACAACCGGAGCAGGAGCAGAUCCGUCAUUUGAUGCUGCAGAAAUAAACCAUCCAUUCUGCCUGACCCACCAUGACUGCAGCCUGAAGACAGAACAGCUCAGAGACUCCAUGAAAACAGCAGUGGACCGGAGGAAGCUGGACCUGCUCUACAGCCGCUACAAAGAUCCACAGGAUGAGAAUAAGAUCGGUGUGGACGGGAUCCAGCAGUUCUGUGAUGACCUCAUGCUGGAUCCGGCUAGCGUUAGCGUCCUCAUCGUAGCCUGGAAGUUCAGAGCCGCGACGCAGUGCGAGUUCAGCCGGCAGGAGUUCCUGGACGGCAUGACGGAGCUCGGUUGUGACACUCCAGAGAAGCUGAAGAGUCUUUUACCCAGACUGGAGCAGGAGCUGAAGGAUUCUGGGAAAUUCAGAGACUUCUACCGCUUCACCUUCAGCUUCGCCAAGAGUCCCGGACAGAAGUGUUUAGAUCUGGAGAUGGCCGUGGCCUACUGGAACCUCAUUCUUAAUGGACGCUUCAAGUUUCUGGGCCUGUGGAACACGUUCCUGCUGGAGCAUCAUAAGAAAUCCAUCCCUAAAGACACGUGGAACCUGCUGCUGGACUUCGGAAACAUGAUCGCAGACGACAUGUCAAACUACGACGAGGAGGGAGCGUGGCCGGUGCUCAUCGAUGACUUUGUGGAGUUUGCACGGCCGAUCGUAACAGCAGAAAACCUCCAGACUCUAUAAUGAGCGCGGUGAAGAGGACGAAACAGACAUCAUGAUAACGAUCUACAACAACAGCACAGGAAUAACGAUGGACUAAUAUGUGAACUCAUUAUAACUAAUGAGGAGUUAAGGCGUGCGCUAAUCAGGAACUAACUUUACUACAUGAGUUUGAGUGAAUAGUGGCUGAUUUACUACGCAAUAGCACAUGUUUGUUAAUUAAUGUAUUAAUUAACACUUUAGUUUAAGCUACACGCAACUAACAUGAGCUGUUAAUGGAUGUUUAUAUCAUGACUUUACUUGAAGAGGCACAUUAUUUUCCUUAGUAAUAUCUCAUGAACUCCUACGGUCAUAUUGAUGUAGACUGAACACUUUCUAUUGUCAACACACACUCCUCUGACAUGCAUGACCAUUACAAUUAAACACAGAAGUUAUUAAUAAAGAGUUAAUAAUAAUAAUAAUGUGCUCCUUUAAAUGCUUUACAUUGAAAAGCAAUAGGAAAGUACAGUUUAACCACAGGAGUUCAUGAGUUAUUACUAAUGAGUUAAUAAUAAUUAUGUGCCCCUAUAAGUAAAGUCAUAGCAUAAACAUACACCUGCUCAUGAGUGUGUGUUAGUUACGUGUAGCUUAAACUAGAGUGCUAACUAAUACAUUAAUUAACAAACAUGUACUAACCAGUAGUUAAGCCGGCCAUUAUUCACUCAUAUUGUGUCCUGAUUAGAGCAUGCCUUCACUCAUAAUAAAUUAACAUCUAAUUUACAUAUUAACACGUUAUUAUUCCUGUGCUGUUACAGUAGUGUUAUCGACAUUACUAACACAGAGCGACGUGUCAAAGUGUGUGUGAAUGCAGCGUGACGGACGAACACUGAGGCUGGUUUUGUGCUGUUUCAGAAAUUUUCUAACACAGUUUCUGCUUGUGUGUGUGUGUGUGUGUGUGUGUGUGUGUGUAACGUUCAUCACAGUCUGCAGUUCAGCUCAACAUCAGUGUUAUGCUGUGUAUGUAAAUAAAGAGGAUUUAACACA
Danio aesculapii is the source of this 1806-nucleotide messenger RNA. It is a transcript of the gene dcun1d2b, whose product is annotated as DCN1, defective in cullin neddylation 1, domain containing 2b. The record is from RefSeq and is a predicted model, not a curated record. NCBI's taxonomy places the organism in Eukaryota, Metazoa, Chordata, Actinopteri, Cypriniformes, Danionidae. The transcript has 7 exons. Gene Ontology annotation, biological process: positive regulation of ubiquitin-protein transferase activity; protein neddylation. Gene Ontology annotation, molecular function: cullin family protein binding; ubiquitin conjugating enzyme binding; ubiquitin-like protein binding. The coding region runs from base 193 to 807 and encodes 204 amino acids. Gene Ontology annotation, cellular component: ubiquitin ligase complex.